AAUUUUAUAGCAACCGGGCAACAUCGGCAUUCAGCGCGCCAAAUGUCAGCUGUUGCCUUGUGAAAUUCUGCUUUUUGCGUUUUAUCUGUAAAUUUGUUCAUAAGACACGCUUUAUUUGACUAAAAGUGCACUUAUUGUGAAAUCCCAAGUGUCUGUAGAUCUGCAGGAUGGAUUCUAAACGGAGAUUCCCCAACAAUCAACCCAAUGGCCCCAAAAAGUUCAAAGCAAAUCACGAUGAUGAGGAUAUGGACGAGGACAUGGGUGACUUUGACAAUGACAUGGAGAUCGACGAGCUCCCAGAUGUCGAGGAAGCUAUGCAGAAUGUUGAGGGGCCGGAUGAGACGGAGUCUUGUGUGAAAUGGACUCGUCCAGCAUUACCGCCGCUCAAUCCUAAGGAGGAGCCGCUGAUUUUCCAGCAAUUGGAGGUUGAUCACUACACUGGGCAGCCUCUGGCAGGAAUGCCAGGCUCCCAGGUGGCUCCUGUGUCCAUAUUCCGGCUGUACGGAGUGACAAUGGAAGGGAAUUCUGUAUGCUGCCAUGCCCAUGGAUUCACUCCGUAUCUGUACGUGGCGGCUCCGAAGGGUUUCACUGCCAGCCACUGUGAGAAGUUCAAGGCGAGCCUGGACAGGGCUGUGCUGACGGACAUGCGAUCGAACAAGGAGAAAGUCCAGGAGGCUGUGCUGCAGGUGACAAUGGUUCAGGCCCGUACGAUUAUGGGCUACCAUGGAGAUGACACUGUUCCCUUCAUCAAAGUCACUUUGGUGCUUCCGCGGCUUCUGGCUUCGGUCAAGAGGAUCCUCGAGCGAGAGAUUAUCCUGCAGGAAUUUGAUUUCCAGGACUGUCGGGUGUUUGAGAGCAACAUUGACUUUGACAUUCGGUUCAUGGUGGACGCCUCAAUUGUCGGCUGCAAUUGGAUUGAGAUUCCGCCCGGGAAGUGGCGCCUGAGGAGCAAGGAUAUGAUGCCACGGCCAGAAUCCCGGUGUCAGAUUGAAGUGGAUGUGUCCUGGUGUGAUUUUAUCUCGUGGUCGCCGGAUGGAGAAUGGUCCAAGGUCGCUCCAAUGCGAAUCCUGAGCUUUGACAUUGAAUGUGCCGGCAGAAAGGGUAUUUUCCCAGAACCAAAUCACGAUCCAGUCAUCCAGAUUGCCAAUAUGGUGAUCCGUCAGGGGGAGACAGAGCCCUUCAUUCGCAAUGUCUUCACCCUGGACACUUGUGCUCCCAUCGUGGGAACGCAAGUGCUCACCUUCAAACGGGAAAGCGAUCUGCUGACAGCCUGGUCAAAUUUUGUCCGUGACGUCGAUCCGGACAUCCUCACGGGCUACAACAUCAACAACUUUGACAUUCCCUACCUCCUCAAUCGGGCCAAACACCUCAAAGUCAAUUCCUUCGAGUUCCUCGGACGCAUCAAGAAUCGCCCAUCUGUCAUCCGAGACGCCGUCCUGCAGAGCCGUCAAAUGGGCCGCAGAGAAAAUAAAGUCGUCAAUUUCGAAGGACGCGUGCCCUUUGACCUCCUCCAUGUCCUCCUGCGUGACUACAAACUCCGCUCCUAUUCCCUCAACGCCGUCAGCUACCAUUUCCUGCAGGAACAGAAAGAAGACGUUCACCACAGCAUCAUCAGCGACCUCCAGCGGGGCGACGAACAAACUCGACGCCGCCUCGCGAUGUACUGCCUCAAGGAUGCCUACUUGCCGCUGAGGCUGCUAAACAAACUCAUGUGCAUUGUCAACUACAUGGAAAUGGCCAGAGUCACAGGAGUCCCACUCUCCUGCCUCCUGACUCGCGGGCAGCAGAUCAAGGUUAUCAGUCAGCUGCUGCGCAAGGCCAAGGACAAUCGCUAUCUCAUUCCAACGCACGGCGGAGGCGCCUCGGAUGAACAGUACGAAGGUGCCACGGUGAUUGAGCCCAAGUGCGGCUACUACGGAGAUCCAAUUGCUACGCUGGAUUUUGCAUCACUGUACCCCAGCAUCAUGAUGGCCCACAAUCUCUGUUACACCACGCUCCUCAUGCCGAAGGAUCGAGCUCAGCUCAGCAUCCCUGAAGAGAACGUGACAAAGACUCCAGCUAAUUGUCACUUUGUCAAGUCCACCGUUCGCAAGGGUCUCUUGCCAGAGAUCCUGGAAUCCCUCCUGGCAGCACGAAAGCGUGCCAAGGCGGAGCUGAAAAGUGAAACUGAUCCGUUCAAGCGCAGUGUCCUUGACGGUCGCCAAUUGGCGCUGAAGAUCAGUGCCAAUUCAGUUUAUGGCUUCACUGGUGCUCAGGUGGGCAAACUGCCCUGCCUGGAGAUCUCCUCCAGUGUCACGGCUUACGGAAGGACAAUGAUUGAACAGACAAAGUAUGAAGUUGAGCAGCAUUACACGGUGGCCAAUGGCUAUGAAAAUGACGCUGUUGUGAUUUAUGGAGAUACAGAUUCGGUAAUGGUUAAAUUUGGGGUGUCAUCGCUGGAGAGGAGUAUGGAAUUGGGCAGAGAGGCGGCUGAAUUUGUGAGCAAUCGCUUUGUGAAGCCGAUAAAGUUGGAAUUUGAGAAGGUUUACUUUCCGUAUUUGCUGAUCAAUAAGAAACGCUAUGCUGGGCUGUAUUUUACACGAGCUGACAAAUACGACAAGAUGGAUUGCAAGGGAAUUGAGACAGUGAGAAGGGAUAAUUCACCUCUGGUGGCCAAUCUCAUUAAUACUUGCCUGCAGAAGUUACUGAUUGAGCGAAAUCCCGAUGGAGCUGUUGAGUAUGCCAAGCAAGUGAUUGCAGAUUUGCUCUGCAAUCGCAUUGACAUCUCUCAGUUGGUGAUCACGAAGGAACUGGCCAAGACGGACUAUGCUGCAGCUCAGUCGCAUGUAAUGCUGGCUGAAAAGAUGAAAAAACGUGAUCCGGGAACAGCUCCAAAGUUGGGAGAUCGUGUUCCAUACGUUAUAAUUGCCGGAGCCAAAAAUACGCCAUCAUCAACACGAGCAGAGGAUCCAAUUUACGUUCUGGAGAACUGUAUUCCCAUCGACUACAAGUAUUACCUGGAGAAUCAACUGUCAAAGCCAUUGUUGAGGAUCUUUGAGCCGAUUCUGGGCAAAAAAGCCGAAUCUAUUCUUCUUCAUGGGGAACAUACGAGAACAAAGACACUCGUUACCUCAAAAGUUGGAGCCUUGGCGGCAUUUACGCGCAAAAAGGAGACUUGUCUGGCAUGCCGGGCAGUGCUGCCGGAAGGUGAUCAGGACAAGGCACUCUGUGUUCACUGCAAAAAGAAAGAAACCGAGUACUACUGGAAGGAAUUGAGGCUGCAGCAGACGCUAGAGGAGAAAUUUGGUCGGCUCUGGACAGAAUGUCAACACUGUCAGGAAUCACUGCACGAAGAAGUCAUUUGCACGAGCAAAGACUGCCCGAUCUUCUACAUGCGCAGCAAAGUUCGCAUGGAUUUGGACACUCAAGUCAAACGAGUGAAGCGGUUCGGCGUGCUGUCUUGGUAGUGAAACUCUUUUGUUUUUUUCAUUUACAUUUUUUAUUUCCCGAAAUAGCUCACGGAAUCGAAGGAGUUAUCAGGGGAAAAGGAGAAAUCCAACUCAGGACGUUGAUGUAAACUUGUGUCCGGAACGUAGACUUCAUUCAAGUAAUCGCUAACCAUAUUGAUCUUUGUUGAUUCAUUUUCCAGUCGAUCUUUAAGUAUUUUCUACAAAAGAAAUGAAUAAAUGAAAACCCUUGAAUUCUGAAACAAAA
Messenger RNA from Phlebotomus papatasi, 3693 nucleotides. It is a transcript of the gene PolD1, whose product is annotated as DNA polymerase delta catalytic subunit. The record is from RefSeq and is a predicted model, not a curated record. The transcript is spliced from 4 exons. The coding region runs from base 168 to 3446 and encodes 1092 amino acids. Gene Ontology annotation, biological process: nucleotide-excision repair, DNA gap filling; base-excision repair, gap-filling; DNA replication proofreading. Gene Ontology annotation, cellular component: delta DNA polymerase complex. Lineage: Eukaryota; Metazoa; Arthropoda; Insecta; Diptera; Psychodidae. Gene Ontology annotation, molecular function: 3'-5'-DNA exonuclease activity; DNA-directed DNA polymerase activity; DNA binding.